AUGUAUUUUAUAGUUGCCGUUUUUCAUCUUGUGAAUUUCUUCCUUAUUGGAUUCGCUGCUAUAUAUGGGGUACUUACACCCUUUGGGAUAUCAGGAAUUAUUGGAGGUUAUAAUCGUAAAAAAUCCCUGCUGAGGAGUUUUAUCAUUCAAUAUUGGCUUGCAUCUGCGAUUCUCAUUGGAAUAAGCGUUGCAAACAUUUUCCUUGCUCAAAAUUUUCGGAAUGAUACAAUUCGGAAAUGUCAAAGUGAACGUUUUUUUCAAAAUGACCCUACAUCACCUAGAUGCCCUGAUAAAGUUGCCUCUGCACAGAAUGCAACUUUAAUAUUUGCUAUUAUUCAGGGAUCAGUAUUAGUAUUUUUAGGAAUUUUCGUAUUAGUAUUUGGUAUACGUGAAUGUAAGGAUAUAUCAAUUGAAGAAGAGGCAAAUAGUCUUAUUGCAAAAGCUAAUUUUGAAAAAAAGGAUGGAGGAAUCUCACCUCCAUCAAAUGACCAUUUAUCACCUUCCGCCUCAUUGCAUCGCAACAACAGUAAUAACAGUAAUAAUAGCAAUCCCAGCAACAAUGAUGAUGGCUAUAUUGAACUUGGUCGCGAUCCCAAUGCCAUAGGCAACUUUGUUCCGCCACGAUAUAAUCAAGGAUACGUAUACCCGACCAGUGAGAAAUCUAUGCCCACGCCGUACACAGGUAUACGUCGCCAUCCAACCAGCCCCACUCGGAUUCCUUCAAAUCGUAUACCAGGUAGUAACUUAUCACGCUAUCCGACUACCGUUAAUGACGUAUCUGUAAAUAGAGAUCCUGUGACCAUAACGCUUCAAUCAACGAACGGCAAUAAUAAUUAUUCACAGAGAGCCUAUGCAGAUGACGGCAAUAAUAAUUAUUCACAGAGAGCCUAUGCAGAUGACGGCAAUAAGAAUUAUUCACAGAGAGCCUAUGCAGAUGACGGCAAUAAGAAUUAUUCACAGAGAGCCUAUGCAGAUGACGGCAACAAGAAUUAUUCACAGAGAGCCUAUGCAGAUGAUGGCAAUAAUAAUUAUUCACAGAGAGCCUAUGCAGAUGACGUUUACGCGAGCGCGUCUCGUAGACCACAAUAUACAAAUCCUGGUCGUUCAUUGUCUGCUAAAAAAUAUAAUGAUCAAAUCAACCAAAUGCCUCUACCAUAUUCAUCACAAUCAGCACCAAUACCUACUAUAAUACCAAAAAUACCAAAAAAUGGUUCUCAAUCUAAACGUAAUAAGC
This is a messenger RNA of Racocetra persica, 1234 nucleotides long. Lineage: Eukaryota; Fungi; Glomeromycota; Glomeromycetes; Diversisporales; Gigasporaceae. The record is from the annotation of a GenBank genome assembly.